This is a messenger RNA of Sarcophilus harrisii (Tasmanian devil), 1572 nucleotides long. RefSeq names its product coordinator of PRMT5 and differentiation stimulator (gene COPRS). The record is from RefSeq and is a predicted model, not a curated record. Bases 1 to 1248 code for a protein of 415 amino acids. Lineage: Eukaryota; Metazoa; Chordata; Mammalia; Dasyuromorphia; Dasyuridae. Gene Ontology annotation, molecular function: histone binding. Gene Ontology annotation, cellular component: nucleus. The transcript is spliced from 5 exons.
AUGGAGGAAAGGGGUCGGGACUACAACGCGCUCGGCAAGCUGCGUUUGGGACGGAUGCCAAGCCCUUACCCGGCGGGAGGAGGGCAGGGGCGAUCUGGAGGGGGAGGACGAGGCGUCCCUAGGAAAGUCAGCCCAGCAAAACGCGUUAGGAAAAGGCUACCCUGGUGCUGGCGGGCAAGGCCAAAGGCCCUCUGCCCCGGGGGCGGACCUGCUUGGGGGGAUGCCUCGGGACUCGGAUCCAUCAAAUGCUGGGUAAAGGGAGGAGCCGUGGGGCUCCCGUGGCUGCCAGCUGGGCUGGGCUCCCUCCCAGAAUGGCCCUGCGGGACCGGGAGGCGGAGACCGGGGCCGGGCCCCGUGCAGGUCCGUUUGGCCGGACGCGUUGACUUCGGCUCCAGGGGUAACGCGCUAGGUCCAUGGCAACCUCCCGCAAAGCCCUUCCUCGGCUCCCAGUCCUCGGGGAUUCCCACCAAUGGCCCCGCGCGUGUGGCAGGCCCCGCCCCCGGCCCACGUGAUCCAGACCCCGCCCCCGCUGCUGAUUGGGCGCUCCGUGUUGCCUUUCGGCCGGCAGCAUGGGGAGGUCGUCACGUGGGGGCGGCGGCGGCAGCCGCGGCGCCUCGGGGACUAGCGGGCAUGGAGCCGCGGGCUGCAGGGGCCGAGGGCGGCGAGGGGCCGGCAGCCCCGGAGGGAGAGCCGCCGCCGCUGCGAGGCGCGCGGGCGCAGGAAGAGGAAGAGGGGCCGAGGCCAAGGCCGGAGCUGGAGUCGCGGGAGAGGCCUCCCAGGCCGGCGGCGGUCAGCUUGGCCAUGUCUGACCACUUCUAUCAAAAGAAGGAAGGAGAAGAGGAUGAGGUCAUGAGAUGGAGACCAAAACUAGUCUGUGGGGCUCAGGGUAUGUCUACCAGAGGGGAGGAGGACCAUCUUGAAGAGGAUGAUGUGCAGGAUUGCGGGGACUCUGAGGAAGACUUGAACUGGGAGCUGGAAGACGGGAUGGAGAACAUCGUCCCUACAGAACAGAAGGCCGAGUCUCCUAUUAAGGAAGACUGGGACACUGAGCUGAUCGCAGAUCAAGGGAAUCCGUACGGUGCUGAAGACAUCCACCGUGCCAGCAUUCAAGAAUUCUGUUUUUGGGCACCUCGAGCCCAGCAGGGAGACAUGAUCUAUGACCCCAGCUGGCACCACCCUGCCCCCCUGACUCCCCACUAUUCCAAAAUGGUCUUUGAGACGGGGCAGUUUGAUGAUGCUGAAGACUGAUGGGAAACUUUGGGAUGCUUUUUUGCCUUGUGGGCCGGCCUGGAGGGGGUCUCCCCUUGGCCUUCUCCCCAUCCAUCACAUUCCCUCAUUCCCGCUUGUGAGGUGGGUUCUCACAUGGGGAACGGUGUUGGGGUGGAUCCUGGAAGCUGCUGCAUUUUCAUAGACUGUUGUGUUUAAGAAGGGAAAGAAGUUCUUUCUCUCAGUUUUCUUUUGGGUUUUGUUAGCACAAUCUUUCCUGGAACAAGGGCACUGUGGCAUCAGAGGAGGGGGGAGGACCCUGAUUGGGGAUUUUUUUUUCUUAAAUAAAAGUUAAAAAUCAGAGUG